GUGAAACAGCUACAAUGGCGCUCGAUCUGCUCAAGCAAGUUAUGGAGUCCAUGAAAGCAGGCAAGAGGCCGCCGAAGUUGCCGGAGGAAUGGGUGGAACUCUCCGAGAGCGAGGAUGCCGCCACGCAGGUGCUCGAGCAGUCCUCCAGGCAUUGGGACCUCAUGAAGGCACAGGCCGCCAUUGCAGUAAAGAACAACCACUGGACCAAGCGAGUGUCACCUCU
Messenger RNA from Symbiodinium pilosum, 223 nucleotides. Lineage: Eukaryota; Dinophyceae; Suessiales; Symbiodiniaceae. The record is from the annotation of a GenBank genome assembly.